This is a messenger RNA of Drosophila gunungcola (fruit fly), 857 nucleotides long. Its product is annotated as PSME3-interacting protein. The transcript is spliced from 3 exons. Gene Ontology annotation, cellular component: nucleus. NCBI's taxonomy places the organism in Eukaryota, Metazoa, Arthropoda, Insecta, Diptera, Drosophilidae. Bases 22 to 777 code for a protein of 251 amino acids. The record is from RefSeq and is a predicted model, not a curated record.
GCAAUUUUACGGAUAUAAAGCAUGAGUUCAGGAUUUGUGACUGAAGCUGAGGCCGCCGAGCAGCGGCAAAGACGUCAGGAGGAAUGGGAGCGUGUGCGUCAGCCGGAGGAUCCACUGGAGAGGCCGGAGGAGCCCUACGACGCACGUUCCUUGUACGAACGCCUUAAACAGAAUAAAGACAAAAAGGACAUGGAGUACGAGGAGGCCCACAAGUUAAAAAACCUUAUUCGAGGCCUGGACGAUGAUGAGGUGCAGUUCCUGGAGCUGGUCGAUGCGCACAAGAUGAAUGCGGAGCGGCAGCAGAUGCGCGAUGAGGAGCUGGAGCUGAAGGAUUUUCGUAAUCGCGUGGAGAAGCUGCAGGAGGAGAGUGUGGAUAAGAAACUCCAGGCAGAGCUUAAAACCACGGCCAAAUCCGCUGGAGCCUCGGCCGGGCGUAACAGCCAAAAGUCGCUGCUGGGCCAGGGCAUCAAGCGGAAAAACGGGGAACUGCCCACCACCAGCAAAGUGGCCAAGAUAGCCGACGACGAGGUAGUGCCCAGCGCUACAGAGGCGGAGUCCAAAGACCCAUCGGAGAAGACAACAACGAACACCACGCUGACCACAAAUAAAUACGAUCAGGGAGCCCUUAAAUGCAUUGCCGUGUUGCCGGGCAUUGGUUCCUACACAGAAUCCAGUGACUCGGAGGCCAGCACGGAUGAUGAGGAGCCCGUGGACCUGUGCAGCCGGACCGACUUGUGUGGCCGUAAAAUUCCCAAGAAGAAGCAGUGCACCGAAUAGGAUCAGCACUUUUUAUUUGGAUUCUUAAUAUGUAGUUUCUUUCCUUGCAAGAGAAUAUAGCCUAUAGAGUGUAAACGUAA